AUGGCUUCCUGUCUCCACUUCCCGAGUCAAGAGUACAUUCCAGUUGCCGACUUUUAUGCGGAAAAGUCCAUUUUCGUCACCGGCGGCACGGGCUUUAUGGGCAAAGUUUUAGUUGAAAAAUUACUACGAAGCUGUCCGAAAAUUAAAAACAUUUAUCUAUUGAUGCGGCCUAAACGGGGUCAGGAUGUUGCGUCACGGCUCUGCGAACUCAUACAGUCACCGUUAUUCGAAACGUUAAGAAGAGAACGGCCGCAAGAGCUCAACAAAAUCGUUCCAAUCGUCGGCGACAUAACGGAGCCAGAACUUGGUAUCAGCGCAGCUGAUCAGGCCAUGCUGUGUCAAAAGGUAUCAGUCGUUUUUCACUCAGCCGCGACGGUGAAGUUCGAUGAGAAACUAAAGCUGUCGGUCACCAUAAACAUGCUGGGUACACAACAGCUCGUGCAGCUCUGCCAUCGUAUGCUUGGACUUGAGGCACUAGUUCACGUUUCGACUGCAUAUUGCAAUUGCGAGAGGGAAAUUGUAGAAGAGACGGUGUACGCACCGCCUGCGCAUCCCGAGCACGUGGUCACGCUGGUACAGACGCUGCCAGAUGACCUGGUCGAUAGGAUCACACCGGACUUAGUUGGUGACAGACCAAACACAUAUACAUUCACAAAGGCGCUGGCAGAAGACAUGCUUAUCAAGGAGUCUGGAAACCUUCCAGUGGCCAUCGUCAGGCCAUCUAUCGUGCUCUCGUCUGUGAAAGAGCCCGUUAAAGGCUGGGUGGAUAACUGGAACGGACCGAAUGGCAUAAUAGCGGCUGUGGGGAAGGGCGUGUUCAGGACUAUGUUGGGGACGGGUGAGAAGGUGGCUGAUCUGGUGCCCGUGGACACAGUCAUCAAUCUGAUGAUUGUGUGCGCUUGGAGAACUCAUUUGAGACGUGGCGAGGGCGUAGUUGUAUACAACUGCUGUACUGGCCAACAGAACCCGAUUACGUGGCGUCGUUUUGUCAAAACGAGUUUCAAAUACAUGAGAAAACAUCCAUUUAGUGAUCUCGUCUGGUAUCCCGGUGGAGACAUAACCAACAACCGUUUGAAGCACAGCAUCAUAACUCUCCUUCAGCACCGAGCUCCGGCAGCGUUGCUAGAUCUCAUAUCCACUGUCACGGGCAGGAAGCCUACGAUGAUGCGAGUCCAGAACAAAUUAGAGAAAGCGUCCGCUUGCUUAGAGUACUUCACCACACGACAAUGGGCGUUCUGCGAUGACAACGUGAAGGCGCUCUGCUCCUUCCUGUCGCCACAGGACAGGAUUACAUUCGACUUCGACGUGAGCAAGAUAGACUGGGACGCGUACAUCGAGUCGUACGUACUCGGGAUCAGGAGGUUUCUGUUCAAAGAGAGUCCGGACACUCUGCCCAAAUCUAGGACCAUACUAUGGAGGUUGCACAUAGUCCACACCUUAACCCAGGUCGCGACAGUUUUCUUCCUGUGGCGGUUUCUGUUCAGCCGUUCGACCGCGCUCCGCACUCUUUGGCAUCGAAUCUUUGACUUAUUAACAAGAAUCGCGCGCCUCCUACCGAUCGCCUGA
This is a messenger RNA of Leptosia nina, 1566 nucleotides long. Lineage: Eukaryota; Metazoa; Arthropoda; Insecta; Lepidoptera; Pieridae. The record is from the annotation of a GenBank genome assembly.